GUUUGUGUAUUUUUAGAGUAGCAAGUGGAGAUAACCCCAUUAUAAUAAAUUAUUAUUAUUCAACAUAUCGUCUCUAAGUGAUGGGAACUAAUGAAAAUUGUCGAAAAAAUAUCCGAUCAACGCCUAUAAAAAGGUGGAGUUGUUGAUAUUUGUCAAAAAUAUGAUCUAGAAUUUAUACGGAAAAUGGCUCUUGUUAUGCUGCCCAGUGACCUACCAUGGUGGGAUUCAGUGAAAAGAUUACUUAAAAAAAUAGCAGAUACAAAAAACUCCACAGAUCUUACAGAGAAAAUGCAAAAAAUAUAUGAAAUGUGCAAUGUAAGUUUAGAGCCAGACGAAGAAAAAGUUGAUCCACAACAAUUCGCUGGUUUUAUGAAUUUUUUGGAUAAUGAUUUAACAAAUGAAGAGAGGAGUGUAUUUUUUUCGAAAACUCUACCGAAUCUUGCGGCAAGAGCUUUGAAAAUUAAAGAAUGCAGACCAAAAAAUGGCUUACAUUUCAGCUUGCAGCAACAAGCUGACAGUACCGAGCUGGAAUACUCAUUAGUUUCAUCGUUGAUCGCAAAUGCUUUUUUUUCGACAUUUCCAAAACGAACUGAAAGGACUCAUCCCACUUUACAGAAUUUCAAUUUCGCCGAUUUUUUUAAAUGCCUUAAUAAUAACGCACAAAAAUCAAAAUUGAAAAGUAUACUCUAUUAUUUCGAAUGGCUCGCAAAUAACGAAAACUGUUGCGGUAGAAUAAAAAUAUUGAGACAGGUUAUGAGCAGCAAAGAAUGGCUGACAAUAGAAGAUUGGUUAGAAUGUAACUUACCUUUGUGUUCAUUAAAAAUACGACACGAUGGCAAAUUAGACAGACCAGAAGAAGAAUGUUUACAAAUUUGUUUUUCAAGUGCCAAAAUCGGAGGGAAUGUUCUUAGUAACGGAUUUACUCAGGAAUGUAUUAAUUUAGUGACAGCUCCGGAACUUCUAACGCUUCUUUUGAAUGUUGAAGCCUUAGAAGAUAACGAAGUUGUUACUGUGGAAGGUGUAAGGCACAUUUCGCGAAUUGUAGACCCCAAACAUCGAGCCUAUUUAGAAAAAUUUGAUAAACCCCAAAAAAUGACGGUAUGUUGUAUAGACGCCGAAGAUUACACCAAGUUACCAAUAGGACAAUACGAAGAAGAUAAUAUUUUGAGGGAAUUGAAUAAGUGCCUAUUAGGAUUUCAACAAAAAGAAUUAAUUAAAACGGAAAAAGAAACUCCAUAUCACAACCGUAGGCGACUAUCGCCUAUAGGGGAAUCAACGGGUUCCAAUCAGUCAGACUGCCUAAAUAUACCUCUAAUAACACAGCAAUCAUGUAGCACGACUCAUAGCGGGUCUCUAUCGUCAUUACCCGACAAUAAUAAUUUGAUAAAUGAUAGACUUUGUGUUCAAUUAGAAAUGGAGAGAAAUUUACAAAAGAGAAAUAAACCAAACGAUUCAAUAGUACAAGGAAGAAGAGGAAGAUUUAUUGUUUUGGGUUCAUCAGGAGAAUGUUUACCUAUUACAAGGCAUCCGGUGGUAGAAGAUGAUAGCAGAAGUACAUACGACAGCUGCGAAUCCUCUGAAGGAGAAUUUCUUAGUGCCAAAACUAGUGUAGAUGAUGGUAGUGAGGACGAAAAUUUCCAUAAACGUUAUAGUAUAGAUCUAGAAACGUCUGAAAGAAGAAAUUUAUUUGCUCAACGAUUAAGGGAUGCUCUACGGAAAGAAGUGUCGACAAGUACACCGUCUACCAGUGAAGAAUCUAGUUAUGCUGUAGGGAUAUCAGUAACUGGAUCCAAUUUGCAUGAUGGGGAUAUAAGAGUUAGGAGGGGAGGUUCUACUGGGUUCGCUUUGAAAGAAGAUUCUCUGGAAGAUAAUUUUUUAGAAAAUUCCUUGAACAAAGAAAAAGAAUGGAUAGAUAAAUUUAGAAAUAAACAAUCAUCAGUUAUGAACAAAAAGGAAUCCAAUAAAUCAUCAGAAUAUAGUUUUAGUACAGAAUACAGUUCGGAAUUGGAAGAAGUAUACGAACAAUUUUCAAGGUGGUUGGAAUGUCCGCUUUUAGAAAUUGAAAAAGGUACCAAGAAAGAACUAGAUGCAAGAGAGCUUGCCGUUGUAAGAUUCGCAGGUUCAAUUUUAAAAAGAACUUUGAGCGAAUCUUUUGUUGGCGUACAAGUUCCUAUGACAGAAACAUGUGAUACAAACUCAGGUCCAAACGACGAAUAUUCUACGAAGAAAAAUAAAUUAGUACUUAAUGCUAAGAGUCUUAGUUUAGAAUUAGCUCGACAGAAACACCGUUUAGCUGCUCAAUUGAGUGCUGAUUUAUAUCCAGAUUACGAAAAUGAGAAUGUAGCAAUAACAAAUUUUGAGAAUGAAGAUUCAGCUUGUAGUUUAACAAAAACUAAAACUUGGUUUAUUACUUGUGUUACUGAAGCAAUUGUACAGACUUUAGAAGAUAUUUCCGUUAAUGUUAAUUUGCCACAAAAUGAGCUCUCUCAACUUUCUGACAAACCUAAGAACGGCCUCAAAGCCGUUUCUACGGGCAAUUGGGGUUGCGGAUCAUCCCAUAAAGGAGACGUUCAACUAAAAGUAGUCAUCCAAUGGAUGGCAGCGAGCGUUGCAGGUGUACCAGCACUUAUUUACCGUACAUAUGGACAUCAACAGUUAGCCAAGUUGGAUACGGUUUGUAGGAUACUCAUAGACAGAAAAUGGUCGGUUAGGGAUUUAGCUGAGGCUACAUUGAGAUAUUCCAACAGGGUUAUACAAGGAAAGGAAUUGAGCGGGACUUUGUUUGAAGAACUUAUCGGUAUGGGUAAUAAUUAGAACAAAAAGAAACCUAUACGAUAUCACUUUCUUGAGAGUAAAAGAAUAUUUUUUCGCUAUUAAUUUUUAUACAGCCCCAAGAAUUGAAUAUAUGAGAUAUAUUCUACUUAUUUGUAAAAUAAAAGGGAUUUAGAGUCAAAUAUGUUGAGAAUAGUUAAAAAUAGGUAAAAAAAAAGGAUUUUCUGUAAGAAAAAACACACUCACCAACUGUGGUAACACAAAUAGUUUUUCUAAUUGGAUAUUUAUUAUUAAUAUAAACGAUAAUGUUUUAGAGGUUGUGUUUUGUAAAAACCAGUGCCUAUACAGAAAGCGCACGGUCUUCCUACUUUUAUACAAACUUUUUUUGAAUAUUUACAUCUGGUUUAAAAGUGAAUAAAUAAUGAAAGUAAACUUUUUAUAAUGGAAACUGUUCAUUUGCUCCAAUUUUAAAUCGUUACUUCACUUGCUAUUCAGUUACUUAUGACUCACAUUUAAGAAAGAAGAAUGUACUUAUAGGAUUGUUUAUUACAAAAUUUUAAUAAAUAAUACAACUCUGAA
Diorhabda sublineata is the source of this 3351-nucleotide messenger RNA. RefSeq lists its product as uncharacterized. The record is from RefSeq and is a predicted model, not a curated record. The coding region runs from base 184 to 2814 and encodes 876 amino acids. The transcript is spliced from 15 exons. Gene Ontology annotation, cellular component: cytoplasm; nucleus. Gene Ontology annotation, molecular function: poly(ADP-ribose) glycohydrolase activity. NCBI's taxonomy places the organism in Eukaryota, Metazoa, Arthropoda, Insecta, Coleoptera, Chrysomelidae. Gene Ontology annotation, biological process: nucleotide-sugar metabolic process; carbohydrate metabolic process; ATP generation from poly-ADP-D-ribose.